AUGACGAACUCGAACGCGGCAAGCGCCGCAGCGUUGGCCGGGAAGCUGCGCAGGAUGCUGGGCGCGAACCCGCGCGUGAACCCGCGCAGGCCGCGCUCGGCGUACACGUGUUUCACCGCGUCGAAAUACCGCCUGUAUCUUGGGUUUUUCACCUCGUCAAUCAUGAUCACGUUUUUCACCACGUCGGCCGGGUACGCCGUGAUCCAGAAGCACCCACGUUGUGAUCAGCUCGUACGACCCCCACCAGACAAUGAAGUUGGUGCGGAAAAUCAUGGUCGGCACGAGGCCCUUGUACAGCGUGCGGAGGCCGUCGUGUCUGACCAGUUUGACCAGACAGUCGAUCGGCCCGGUGAACUGCCUGGUUUUCGCGUCGUAUUGGACCUGCAGCCGCGCCUUCAGCUGUUCUAUCGGCGCAGCCACAAAGGACACGGUGAGUCCAGAUCCGAGGCCGGCCAGACAGCAGCCUGCAAGGGGCAGUUUUUUCUCUGUUGGGUACAGGUUGUCCUUGACGAGCCGGCGGUACAGGGUGAGCGAGCCGAGCAUGACGGAGUCCAUGAGCACCCAGCCCACGAGCGGCGGCGUGAAGCCCUUGUAGAGUCCCCUAACUCCUUCGUAGCGCAGAGUUUUCAGCGUGCAGUCGAUGGGGCCUUUGAAGCGGCCCUCGGAGGUCUGGAGACGCACUUUGACGGAGUCGAACGGGUGGCCGACCGCGUUCUUCAUGACGCCCGAGAACACGCCCGCGAUGAACCCGGCGUACCGCGGCGGGUGGCUCGUGUCUGUGGACAUGGUGAAAAAUAG
Messenger RNA from Ogataea angusta, 798 nucleotides. RefSeq lists its product as uncharacterized. Lineage: Eukaryota; Fungi; Ascomycota; Pichiomycetes; Pichiales; Pichiaceae. The record is from RefSeq and is a predicted model, not a curated record. The transcript has 2 exons. Bases 1 to 798 code for a protein of 265 amino acids.